Xenopus tropicalis (tropical clawed frog) is the source of this 1072-nucleotide messenger RNA. It is a transcript of the gene usp42l, whose product is annotated as ubiquitin carboxyl-terminal hydrolase 42-like. The transcript has 10 exons. The record is from RefSeq and is a predicted model, not a curated record. The annotation marks the transcript as partial. Gene Ontology annotation, molecular function: cysteine-type deubiquitinase activity. Gene Ontology annotation, biological process: ubiquitin-dependent protein catabolic process; protein deubiquitination. Lineage: Eukaryota; Metazoa; Chordata; Amphibia; Anura; Pipidae.
UGUGAUCUUAUUCCACCAAAAAAUAUUUUUUUUCCACCUGAAAAAAUCUUUCUGAACUGGCAGAACAUGUGUGACAUCGGAGCAGGUCUUAGAAACUUGGGCAACACAUGUUAUAUGAAUUCAGUCCUGCAGUGCCUAACAUAUACAGCUCCACUGGCAAACUAUUUCCUUACCUGUGAGCAUUCCAAGAGAUGUGUAAAAAAGGGAUUCUGUAUGAUGUGUCUAAUGCAGAAACAUAUAGCUCAGGUCAAGAGUGUUUCUGGAAGAGGAGCAAUCAAGCCAGUUGAAGUGUACAAUGCACUUAACAGAAUUGCUGGGCACUUUAAACAGGGACGUCAAGAAGACGCCCAUGAAUUCCUCCGCUAUGCGGUUGAUGCCCUGCAACAGGCUUGCCUUACAGGCUAUGACAGCCUGGACAGAACCACAACUUUUAUUCACCAGGUAUUUGGGGGAUACCUGCGUUCUGAAGUGAGAUGCCUGAACUGUUCUGGUGUAUCCGACACCUUUGAUCAGUUUCUGGACUUACAGUUGGACAUUAAGAAGGCAAACAGUGUUAUUGAGGCCCUAAAGGAAUACGUGAGGCCAGAAAACCUUGGAGAAAGUUGCUACAAAUGCAGCAAGUGCAAUAAAAUGGUGACAGCGACUAAGACUUUCUCUAUUCACCAGCCACCCAAUGUCCUGACUUUGUGCCUGAACAGGUUUGAUGUGUUCAGUGAAAACAAGAUUUCUAAGAUGGUUACCUAUCCAGAGUUUAUUGACAUUCAUCCUUAUACCUCAGAGAAGAGUGAAGGGACAAUUAAUUACAGGCUAUAUGCCGUCCUUGUCCAUGCUGGGAAUACAUGCAAUAGCGGACAUUAUUACUGCUAUGUGCAGGCUCCUAACAGCAAGUGGUAUAAAAUGAAUGAUGACUGUGUGACCCCCGUAGACAUAAACACAGUGCUGAAACUGGAGGCCUACCUGUUGUUCUAUAUCAGAUCCAACAGAAUACCAACUAAUUUGAUCCCAGCUACACCCAAGCACCAACAGCCACCUAUGAGACAACCAGCAGGCUCUGGGACAGCCCCUAUGUAAA